This is a messenger RNA of Nasonia vitripennis (jewel wasp), 5140 nucleotides long. RefSeq lists its product as uncharacterized. Lineage: Eukaryota; Metazoa; Arthropoda; Insecta; Hymenoptera; Pteromalidae. The coding region runs from base 1846 to 3984 and encodes 712 amino acids. Gene Ontology annotation, cellular component: nucleus; Z disc; actin cytoskeleton. The transcript is spliced from 14 exons. The record is from RefSeq and is a predicted model, not a curated record. Gene Ontology annotation, biological process: positive regulation of actin filament bundle assembly. Gene Ontology annotation, molecular function: actin binding.
UCGCAUCGACGAGUCGUAGCAUAGGCGCAGGCGCGCGUCCGAAGAUUUUCCGCGAAUCUGGCUUGACAUCUUCGGAAAUGUUCGACGUUGCAGCGCGGUAAAACGAGAGAGACGCACCGUAAAAUUGCUCGUAUACCACUGAUAUCGCAAUCAAACGAAACAGCCUGUUUUCGCGAUUCCGAUGCUUAUUUCGGUUAACAAAGCGCGGCAGACGUAUAAUUUUUAAACUCGAGCCUCUCGAUCAGAAGAGCGUCUGAGUAAACAAAAUUAUCGCGCUCUGCUAAUUCCGACGAGUAACGGACAACUGCUUCUCCUCUGGAUCAGUCGAAAAUUACAUCGUCAACAACAAGUAUCGCUAUCUCUCUAUUAUUACAUCGCUUAAAUUCGAAACGAUAAACAACCGCUCUCGCGCGCGCGCGUUCGAAAAAGUUCGAACGCGUAUACUUUACAUAUACUUCUCAGUGUGAUUUAUGCGCCGGUGCGCGCGAUGCAUCGAACGCUACAGCAGCAGAGUCAACGACUCGCGAGAUUUUUUUUCUUUUCAAGCCUGCGCUGUAUGCAUUAUGUAUAUGUACAUGAAAGUUGACCGAGGGUAUACGUCUCGAUCGCGUAAUUUUUCAAGCGCAAUUAUAAAUGUAUAAAAGAAUACGAUGUACGCUGCGCGUCGCGGUUACAUAUAAAGUUCCGCGGACUAUUCGAUUCGAUUAUUUUCGGACUAUAUACAUAAGGAGGCGCGAGAGCGCUUGGAUGUGUAUGAUUCUUAUGAUUAUAGCGGGCGUGAGAGAGCAGUUUGCAAAAGCGUUUGAAAAACAUUCGUCUUCGGCGUGUAAUUAUCGCUGGAUAAUAUCGUUAUAACCAGAGGUUCGCAACCUGUGCAACGACGUUUGAUGGAUGGACGCGCUAAAUUGCUCUUGUACUUUAUCGGGAUAUUUAUGGAAACAAUUCGGGACGAUUGUACCAUUUGAAUUUUCCGCACUUUGCGAGCGUCGAUCGAUAAAGCAGGGUUCUAUAUUACAAUACUUCCAGUGUUUUGGUUAUAACCUCUAUAAAGCACAACAAAACGAGUUACGACAGAUCAGUUAGUUUUUCAUUUGAGAUUUUGAAAACAUUAACCGAUUGGUAUUGAGAAUGAAGAGCGAGAACAAGCGCAAACUGCGUAAAAGGAGAAAAGCAAAAAGGAAAUUGGGCUUCGAGCUUCCACAUCUGAAGCCGCAAAUGGCAAUUUUGACUCCAGACAAUGUAACUUGAAUCUAAAGGAAACAAAAAGCAUUAGUAAUUUACAGGACACGCGUAUCCAGACUUCUUCAAAUACUCUACACCAAGACCAACUUUACAAUCUCUUUACAGAACUGCAGAUGCAUCAGAGGUUAGAAGUGAUAGGUUUGAUUGGGAAGCGACAAGUGGAAAUCAGAGUAUUCAGAUGACCAAACGAAAGUCACUUUAGAAUAAAUUAAAACUUGGUAGCAGAGAAUACACGAGCACAAGAAUUAAAAAUUAAGUAAAAAAAUUGCAUCCAGUCUGGAAAUCUAUAAUUUUGAGAACCAAACCACACAAUCCAAUCAGAGGAAGAACAAGCAAAACGGCAGCAAGCGAAGCAUCCUAAACAACGCGGCCUACAGCAUCUUCCAGUCGAGCGAGAACAGCAGCUCGCGAAAUGCGGCUCCUGGUAGCAACGGCAGCCGGCGAGUGAACUACAGCAGCAACAGUAGCAGCAGCUUUCUACAGCGCAGCGUUUCCGCUGACAAUGUUGUAGUGCGACAGCGCGGCUUCAAACCCUCGGACAGACACGAUCCAGCCAAGCGCAAUUUCCUCGAGAGCCUCACCUCCAAAAUACUCCACUUCGACAUGGAGAGCGGACACUCGACUCCGAUCGACUUGCAGAAGCUGCUCACCCCGGCGUCCGACUCGAACGAGCUGCUGCACGUGAAAAACAAAAAAAUGUACGCCUCGUCGUACUUUUACGCGCCGACUCACCCGACGGUGGAGGACCAGGUGGAGCUGGCGCGCCGUAUCUCGAAUUCCCUGAGCGACGUGAAGAACGUGAAGAGCAAGGGCCAGUCGAUGUACGUCAAUAGGAAGAAGCGCUCGGUCAAAUGGAUUCACGACGGUAACGGUGCGGAAGACGAAGAGGAGCCUUCGUCUCCAGUGCACAAGGAUAAAGUGCCGCUGAAAUGCAUGAUGAAUCCAAGCGGCAAAGUCUUGGACAUCCAUGGCAUCCAGGCGCUAGGCGAGGAACCAAACAUCCCCUCGACACCCCCGCAUCCCGAGCGGCUCUUCGACAUCGUUCGGGACCUCAACGCUCAGAAGGGUCGCGGUGCUGAGAUAUUUGCAAAGCGCAGGAAAAGAUCGGAAAAGUGGGUGGUCGACACGGAGCAGCCACAGUCGCCAAGCAGUUUCGGUUACGGAAAGGCGCCGAUCUAUCCGACGAAACAGGAGCUCGGCGUCAACGAAAACACGAAAUUCGACAACAAGCCCUACUACAAUCCAUUCACUGUCGAUAUUUCCAUGGACUACUCGACCCCACCCGCAACCAGCUGUGGUCACCUGCAGCAUCAGCACCAGUGCUCGCGCGCGAGCUUCAGCAGCGCACACUCCGACUGCGGUGUCAUCCCUCCCUGCCACACAGAGAUCAAGAAGAUCUACCUGCGCGAAGUGGCAGUUGGUACCGACGAGGCUGCCAACAACAAGAUGGAGAAGUCGCGUCGUAUGAGCUUCGACGGAUCCUCGGCUCGAGGUCAGAGGUCGUGCAAUUCCAGUGUGAGCAAUGGCUACAGUCGAAGCAGCAGGGGAAGCAAGAACGGCGGGUAUCAUCAGCAUCCAGGGUACCAAGGUUACCAGCCCAGGAGUAACGGCUACAACGGUCAUCACCAUCACCAUCAUCAGCACAAUGGACACAGUCACCAUCAUCACAACGGGCACAACGGAUACAACGGGAACGCGUACCAUCAGCAGAUAGCACCGGCCAACACUCUGUAUCCUGCUUAUCAGAAUGGUAACGGGUACCAGAACGGCAAUGGGUACCAGAAUGGCAACGGGUAUCAGAACGGCAAUGGGUACCAGAAUGGAAACGGAUACCAGAAUGGCAAUGGGUACCAGAAUGGAAACGGUUAUCAGAACGGAAACGGGUAUGAGCAACAGCCACAGCCAAAUGCCUGCGCCGAGGAGGCAGAUGAGACUCCACAGGAGGAUUACACGCCGGUACCAGUAAAACAGCUGAUUCAAGAGUUCGAGAAGACCUGUCGACCGGUCAUGCAGUACAAGCAGUACUGCCCAAAAGUGGCCCAACAACCAGUCAACAACAACGGCGACAUAUCGCGCUACUUCGAGUCCCGACGAGAAGUCAUCUACCACAACAACCAGCAGCCACAGCGGAACCAGUACAGGUCCGGCAACAACAACGGCUAUGCCAGUUCUGGUGACGACGAGGACGACGACGAGGACGACGACGAAGAUGACGAUGGUUCCCUGGACGACUCGCUGUCCCCUGUCGACUUCUACCGGAUCGACGACAGGAGAUUGAUCAGCCAGACGGUCAGCAAUGGCGGCAACAGGUCCUCAUCCAUGAGCACACUGGACGAGUACUACCGAAGACAGUUGAUGCAACAGCACCAGCAGCAGUUGGAGGACGGGAAAAAGUUUGUCGAUUCGGAGGCAGAAGUGCCCAUGGAAGCAAGAGCCGCGGCUCUGGCUGCGGUGGUAGCACAGGACGAGCUGCUCAAACACAAGAAGCACCUGAGGAACACACCUGUGUUGGAGAACCUGGUGGCCGGUACCACGACGCCCGAGUGCUUCAAGAAGGAGUUUACCGAGGAAGUAGCGACGAAACUAUACGAGAACACAUAUCACGGGCCGAAAAUCUCGAGCUACCAGAACCUGACCAACUACAACACGGCACCCCGAGGAUGGGACCAGUCGCAGCCGAUUUACCGGCCAGUCAAGUUCGAGAAGCCUCAGGACAACAAAAUUGUCUACUCGGACUUCUAGUGAUAGGCUUACAGAUAUUCCUCCCGCUAUAAAGAAAAACAAAAAAAAAUUUCAAACAAAGCUUCCGCCCUCUUUCGAUUAUGAAUCACAAGUCAUACGCACAUAUAAUCAUCGUAUCAUCACACUACGUCUUCCGAAAAGCAGCAGCCAUUGCGUCGAGAAUGUAAUAUGAUCAUAAUCAGCUACUUCGCCAUUACACAUAAAUGAAAGCUUUCGACGAACGAGGUGACACGGAAGCGCCAGAUACAUCUGCAAUUGUCCAAGAUAACAAUCUAAAUUUGAAAAAUCUCAAAAAUCAAGCAGACGAAAGUUCUGAGGCAAAGAUUCUGAAACACACGAGAUGAAGAACCAAGACAAUAAAAAUUGUUGAAAAAUCUUGAUGUAGUCUCGUCGAUCGAAGACUCCAAUCGCGUGUAUAUUUUUCGUUGUCGUUGCAUGUACUCCAUCCAAAAUCUCGGAGUUCGAUCGACCAUUUGUACACGUCGAAUAAAAAAUCGUUAUCGAUCGCUUUUUGCUGCUGUUCUCGCAUUUUCUUCAAAGCUUUCACGCACACGCGCUUGUGAAGAUGUAUGAAAAGAAGGACACUUCCUCCUUAAAUAUACGUAAUAUGUAGUGCAUUGUACGUGCACUCACGCCGUCACCAUUGGAAUGUGCCGAUUUAUCUUACAUUACUGUAAUUUAUACGCGAUAAUUUAUUGAAAAGAGCUAUAUAAUGAGAUGAAGUUUAAUACUUAUAGAGUAUAUAAUAUAUAUUUUGCGGAGAGUAAAUAUUGAUUAUACGGAUACGUGGAUUUUUUCGCGAGAAGUAUAAUAGCUGUUAUCGGCGAUUCGAUACACACGCGCGAUCACGAAACAAACAGAUAUCAUUGUUGUGUCUUGUUAUUAAUUUUGUAUAAGGUUGUCGAUUAAUUUUUAAUUGUUACGAUUCGUUUUCUUUUCUCUCUCUUUCUCUCUCUCUCUCUCUCUCUCUCUCUCUCUCUCUCUCUCUCUCUCUCUCUCUCUCUCUCUCUUACUUCGUUUAUUGAAAAGGUGAUAAAAUCGCUGUACGGAUACGUAUCAAUUAAUGAAAAAUACAUGUAUCAUUGACCUAAGUAUAAAUUGUGACGCAAAUGUCCGUCAAAAUGUGUUAUAAUAAAGAUACAUUUCUCUCAAUGUU